Microthlaspi erraticum is the source of this 318-nucleotide messenger RNA. NCBI's taxonomy places the organism in Eukaryota, Viridiplantae, Streptophyta, Magnoliopsida, Brassicales, Brassicaceae. The record is from the annotation of a GenBank genome assembly.
AUGGAGGGGUUAAUUCCAUAUCUGAUUCAUGCGAUCAAGAAAGACCAAAAGCCUCAACAUCAGAGGUAUCGGUCGAUAUCUUUAGGAUCGAGCCAUAGCUAUCGACCACUAAUGAUGGGACAAGAAGGUUCUUCUUCAUUACAGGGAUCUUCUCACCGUCGGACUAGGUCAGAGUACAAGCCACCUGAAAUAAUGGACAGGUUUGAUCAGAGAUCAUCAGGUUUUGGUCAAGAUUUUGUUGUAGAUGCUGUGAAGAAAGAUUCUCCUUCUUCUUCUCAGAAUGUAGCCACAAAGCCUCAGCUUGCAGCUAGGCGAUGA